This is a messenger RNA of Cicer arietinum (chickpea), 919 nucleotides long. RefSeq lists its product as uncharacterized. NCBI's taxonomy places the organism in Eukaryota, Viridiplantae, Streptophyta, Magnoliopsida, Fabales, Fabaceae. The record is from RefSeq and is a predicted model, not a curated record.
UUUAAUAAAAUAACAAAGAGAGAAUGCCUUCACGAAUUUUGGAGAGAAGAAGUGAGGAUCUGAGGAAAGUUAGACACUGAAAAGCAAUGAUUUCAUCAAAUUCACCAUUUUCAUUCUUUUUCUUCUUCUUCUUCGCCAUUUCUCUAUUUCAUCAACCUUCAUUUCGCGCUUUAGGUCAACAAACCGAAGAUUCUCAACAUGGACAUGGCUUUGGGGACAGAGUUCUUUUGAGUUUCAAAGAGAAACCCGCAGGAAGUAACCUUACCUUUGAUUGUGCUCCUUCUGGUCCAUGUGUUCCCUGCCUCUACUCCGAAAAGGGUGAUGAGAAAUAUCGCUGCAGUGAGACUGGGUACCGAAUUCCAUUAAAAUGUGAAGAGAUUAAAGAUUCAAAGAAGGAUGCUAAGAAAACAAAACCUCAGAAAACUCGUUCUACUUUGGAAAUCUCCGAUAGUAUUGCAAAUUUGCAUAAAGUUUCACAUGUUUCUGGAGAGUUCACGACUUCGCAGUCACAGAGAAUUUUAGUGGAUGACUCAUCGGUUUCAGAAAAUAAGUCGCAGGCUUAUGUCACUUAUAGAAGCUGUAUACCUGCAGUUACUGAAGAGAAGUUGUCAGUGCUUGGUUUUGAGGGCGUUGUGAUUUUCUUGUUGCUCGUUAGCGGAUCAUUCGUAUACCUGAGAAAAAAGAAGGCCGUUGCCAUGUCCGGUUAUGUAGCAGCCGGAAGGGGUCAGGCAAACUCUCGGUUUUGAAAUACAAGCCUGCUGUAUGAUGUCAUUUAUUCCACAUUUUUUAAUCACAAUGUAUGAUAUUUGAUUGUAAUAGAAAAUGUGAGAAUAACCACCCUCCAAAUAUUCAUUUUUUGUAGUGAUUUAAAUGUUGUAUACUAGUGACAUGAAAAGUAGUGUUAUACUUAUACCAUAAA